Oppia nitens is the source of this 1388-nucleotide messenger RNA. RefSeq names its product BMP and activin membrane-bound inhibitor homolog. The record is from RefSeq and is a predicted model, not a curated record. The transcript is spliced from 3 exons. The coding region runs from base 659 to 1339 and encodes 226 amino acids. Lineage: Eukaryota; Metazoa; Arthropoda; Arachnida; Sarcoptiformes; Oppiidae.
AGUGACAUCACUGUAAUAACUAGUCUUACUUGUAUUACUAAUGAUGCUUAUAUGCUGGUUAUACACACAGAGAUACACACACCGUAUGAGAGCUCAGGCAUAUUAGAGAGAAACAUACGGGACUGGUAGGCGCCUCUCAUAAGUGUACGGCACUUAUUAAAUUGGCCGAUCUAGUACUGUGAUUGGCUGUAAGAGCUGAACUGUUUUUAGGCCGACUCUCAUUUGGUUGUCUGGUUUUGCCUUAAACAGCACUUCCAUCUCAUAAUGAUUUGCCUUUCCCGGCGCUCACACACCGUAUCUCUAAUUUUGAGUCAAUUUUCAAAAGCUAGAGAACAGAAAGUUUUUUUUUUAAAGUAGUGCUGUAUUCACAUUGAAAUUACUUUUUAUUGAGGGUUUCGCUUAUUUAAGAGAUUUUACUGAUGAUAAUCACUGAGUAAAUGCAAUAUAAAGAGAGAGUCGAGUGACUGCUUCAGCAGUUGUAUAAACUGUAUCUCCAAACCAAUGCCAAUCAUUUUAAGGACAGACAUCCCGAGUGUAUGAUUCACUGAUUCAAUAGAGAAUCCGGAGCUCUGAGCUCAACAUUAAUGCUAAACUUAGCACAAGUUUGCACACAACUAACCAUCGGAGGAGCGAUUGCUCCCAACAUUUAAAUUUAGUUAUGAAAUGGUCUAUAUUUUUCAUGUUUUGCCUCCAACUCAUUGAUUCAUAUUUAUGUGAUAUCCGGUGUCAAUGUAAUCUUCCACAAUGUGUUAGAACUGGCUAUAUGUGCAAAUCUACUGGUGCUUCGGCCGCCUGUUUUUCAGAAGUCACAUCCAAUGUGAACAACGAUGCCAUUAGUGAACAGAUCUCACGUCACGGAUGUAUUGAAUUACUUGCACCACACAUGAGACACAUGUGUAUCCAUCACAACAGUGUUUCAACUGCUGGUAUUGCCGUCGAUACGGGAACUCCGCUACAAAUACUGGAGGCGCCCACUCUAGCAGGCCAUAGCCAUAACCAGUUACAUCAUAACCAUCAUCGUAAUCAUAAUCACCACAAUAAUAAUAAUAAUGUGACAAUUGUGUGUUGUUUUGAGGAUAUGUGCAAUUAUGUCAAAAGUACUGAAACCAUCACCAAACCUAUCACUAGAAACAGUGACACCAAAUUAGUGAGAAACCGAAACCCAACGACCAGUGCCCGUAAUAUACCGAUGAACUCUAUGUGGUUUCAGGUGACAGUAAUUACUGUACCGAUAGUGGCCAGCAUUAUACUCGUCGUACUUAUAUUUAUGGCCACAAAAGCUUUAAGACAGGAAAACCAUAAAAGACAUAAAGAGUGCAUCAAAAAGAUUAACGUUUAAAAUAGGAUGUCUUAUACAUUGUAAUCAUUGUUAUAAAUAUAACACUUGA